Trifolium pratense (red clover) is the source of this 3532-nucleotide messenger RNA. Its product is annotated as transcription factor MYB3R-1-like. The record is from RefSeq and is a predicted model, not a curated record. Gene Ontology annotation, cellular component: nucleus. The transcript is spliced from 12 exons. NCBI's taxonomy places the organism in Eukaryota, Viridiplantae, Streptophyta, Magnoliopsida, Fabales, Fabaceae. The coding region runs from base 369 to 3110 and encodes 913 amino acids. Gene Ontology annotation, biological process: regulation of DNA-templated transcription. Gene Ontology annotation, molecular function: DNA-binding transcription factor activity, RNA polymerase II-specific; RNA polymerase II cis-regulatory region sequence-specific DNA binding.
AAGUGAGAAAAAAAUUGUGAAAAAAAAAAGAAGAAGCAAUUAUUUGUAUUGAUGAGUCCGCCUCUUUAUUUUUGAAUAUAGAGAGAGCCGUUUCCGUAACCCAGACACACUCUCUCAAUUCAAAAAUAAAUCUCUUCUUCUUCAAAAUCUUCGAAAUCUCUGUUGCUGUGAACUUUUAGAUCUUUCUUCAAUAUCUUUCCGUUUGGAUCUGCAUUUUUACACACUUUCAAUUUUCGAUAAUAGCAUCAUUUCUCAAAGCUCAAUCUCGAAUUUUGGGUUGAAAUUUCAUAAGUGUAGAUUAGGGAUUAGAAUGAUUUGGAGGACAAACUGCGAAGAUAAUUGCAGUCUAGUUUGAAUUUAGGUUUACUAUGGGAAGUGAGAGGAAACUUCCUGCUUCAUCCGAUACUGUACACAAAAUUAGGCCGUUACAUGGUAGGACUACUGGCCCUACAAGGCGCUCCACUAAAGGACAAUGGACGGCUGAGGAGGAUGAAGUUUUGAGGAAGGCUGUUGAGCAUUUUCAAGGAAAGAAUUGGAAAAAAAUAGCCGAGUCUUUCCCGGAUAGAACAGAUGUACAAUGCCUGCAUAGGUGGCAAAAAGUCUUAAAUCCAGAACUUAUCAAAGGUCCUUGGUCUAAAGAGGAAGAUGAAGCAAUUAUUGAUUUGGUAAACAAAUAUGGGCCUAAAAAGUGGUCUACUAUAGCACAGCAUUUACCCGGACGUAUCGGUAAGCAAUGUCGAGAAAGGUGGCAUAAUCACCUUAAUCCUUCUAUAAACAAGGAAGCAUGGACACAGGAAGAAGAGUUGGCUCUAAUACAUGCUCAUAAUAUUUAUGGGAAUAGAUGGGCAGAAUUAUCGAAGUUUUUGCCUGGAAGGACAGACAAUGCUAUAAAGAACCACUGGAAUAGUUCUGUCAAAAAAAAAUUGGACUCUUACUUGGCAUCGGGCUUGCUUGCUCAGUUUCAAAAUGUACCUCUUGUUGGAAAUCUGCAUCAACCUAUUGCGUCAUCCUCUGCUAGGUUGCAGUAUAGUGUAGAUGAUAAUGGUCCUGCGAUGACUGAAGGUGAGGAAGUUUCACAGUGUAGCCAGGAAUCAGCUAAUGCUGGUCACUUUCCAUCUGGCAGCGAGUUGAGUAUUGUUGUUAUACAAAAUAGGGAGGAGUACAGAUCAAAUGAAGAAUCUAAUCAAGCAUCAUGUUCAGAGAUAUAUUACAUGUCUUUGGAUGAUAUUACUCGCCAAGAAUCAUUUGAGCAGAAAUAUUCAAACGAACCUGGAAGCUCCUCUGCAAACGUGGAUUGCCAAUUUAAUUUACAUGCUUUGCCCAAUAUUUCCUCGCAUGACAUUGGGCAGGAACCAUCACAGUUCCAAAAUGAUACUUUAGCUCGUAGUGAAAGUCAUAACAUGAUAAUUGUUCCAUAUGAAUAUCAGUCUUCAUCUAUGGACAAUGAUGCUAAAGGAGAACAAAAUAUGUCGAUAACUGAUGAUGAUUGUUGCAGAUUCCUAUUUUCAGAGGCAAUGAGUGAUGAAUGCUUUUCCUCUGGAGGAGUAAAUAACGUUGACUUGUCUGGACGCACUUCAUCUCUUUGUCAGUCAUCUUUACCAUCUGGUGAUAGGAUGAUGUAUACUGCUGAAGCCAAUCAGUUGGUAGGCUCUGAGGAUCAAAAGUAUGUCUCGAGAGAACAUGAUGGCUUGGUUUAUGCCAAUGAUAAUAAUAGGAUAGAAGAUGUUGUAAAAGAUGAUAACUUAAAAUUGGUCCCUGGAAAUAGUUCUGGCUGUGGGUCAGAUACUAUGCAAACUUGCUAUCCAACUGAUGAAAAGCCAAAUGUGCAUCUCCAACAGGAGGAAACGGGAGGAACUUUAUGUUAUGAACCACCUCGUUUUCCAAGCUUGGAUAUACCUUUCCUGAGCUGUGAUCUUGUACAAUCCGGGGAUAUGCAGCAAGAGUUUAGUCCAUUGGGUAUCCGCCAGUUUAUGAUGUCUUCUAUGAACUGUCUUACUCCUUUAAGAUUGUGGGACUCACCUUCUCGCAUUGAUAGUCCAAAUGCUUUGUUAUCAAGUGCCGCUAAAACUUUCACUAGUACACCAUCCAUAAUGAAGAAAAAGAAACGAAACAGAGACCUUUUAACUCCACUGUCAGAUAGAAGAAUGGAGAAAAAGCAUGAGAUUGACAUGACAUCAACUUUGAUCACAAACUUUUCCCGUUUGGAUGUCAUGUUUGAUGACAGUGAGACUCAAGGUAUUGAAGAUGAUAAAGAAAAUUGUGGACCAGCUUUUAAGGUGGGGGAGAAACGUAACUCUCAGGAGAAGAUUGAGCAGCCUCCUCUUGAUGCCGAUUCUAAGAUGAAGAAUGAUAUUGAUACUGCUGCUGAAAUUGUGCAACAGCCUUCUAGAGUUUUGGUUGAACGUGAUAUGAACGAUCCCUCGCUGUAUUCUCCCAAUCAAAUUGGUUUGAAAUCCGACAUAGUUCUAAGCUUAAGUGCGAGAAGUCAUAAAAAACCAGUCUCAAGACUUAAUUCUCCUUGUGUUCGAUUAAAGGAGCACGAAAGACUCUCAGUUUCUGUUACUUGUGUACAAUCCAUCUGUUCAUCAUCAGGCCCAGGAGAGAAUAUGGACGAUCAAACUGGAAACGAUGAUAGUUUUGAAACAAAUUGCAUUUUUGGCGGAACACCUUUUAGGAAAAGCUUUGAAUCACCUUCAGCAUGGAAAUCCCCCUUGUUCAUCAGCACUUUUAUGUCCAGCCCCAGGAUUGAUACUGAAAUUACAAUUGAGGACUAUGGAUGUUUCUUUAGCCCGGGCGAUAAAAGCUAUGAUGCACUCGGAUGGUUGAAACAGAUUGAAGAACACACUGCAGCUCAAUAUGCCAAUGCUCUAGAAGUCUUGGAAAAUGAACCUCCUAUGGCAUUAACAAAAGAUCCAUCUGGAAGCGACCAGGGAAAUAACGAUCCUCAUAAUCAACAUGCGAACCAUUAUCCGUCAACUUCAAAUGUUUUGGUCGAGCGACGCAUGCUUGACUUCAGCGAAUGUGAAACUUCAGACAAGGAUGACAAGGGAAAAUCCUCAGCUAUAAGCAUUUCAAGUCCUUCUUCGUAUUUGUUGAAGGGCUGUAGAUAGAUAGCUGCUUGUUAUGGCUAAUGCCUCAGCUGUAUUGCUGUUUAAGUAUAAUUUAUUUAUACAUAUAAAUUGCCUUUUAUUUCUUAGAUUACUAUUACUUUGUUGUUUAGCUUAUAAGUGACAAGACUUGAAUUUGUAACUGUAACAACAAAAAAAUUCUCUGGGUCUGUUGGGAAUGUAGAAAGGGUCUGUUUGGUAAUGUAGAAAAGAAAACUUAAAGAGGAAAGACAGCAAACGAGAUGCUCUCUCGUUUGGUGCCAGAUUGAAGUGAGAAAGGAAACAAAGAAAUGGUGAGUGGAAAAUAUCAUUUUGUUCUAAAGUAAGAACACAUGCACAUUAUUUUGUCUUCUAUUUAUAUAUAUGAUGAUAUGAUGUAAUUGAAUAUUUAUAUACAGGAGUGAUGAAUAUUUUUUUAAUUUGUA